UUGCGUCACUUGUUUCACAUCUUAUUUUACUGUUGAGUGAGACUUUGGGAGGGAUUGAUUCACUAUUUUGCAUUGAUUGUUGAGGAUGAUCCUUUAUUUCCAGUAGCGUAUUUUUAGUUGCAUGCGGUUUAUUUAAAUGACUUUUAUCCAGCCGUGCUUACCUGAGGACUGGCGUGUUUUUCUUUGCCCGGACCACUGCGGGGAGGAGACUUAUAAAGCUGGAGGAGUACAGCUUUUCAAUCUAAAAUCAAUUAAAACAACCGAAUAGUUCAAACAAACCUUAUCAGAGGACCGGCUGAUCCGCCGUCAUGAGCCUCCAACCGCGGAGGAUCCGCCUGAAGCCAUGGCUCAUCGCCCAGGUCAACAGCAGAAAGUACCCAGGCCUGCAGUGGCUAGGGCCGGAACAGAAGCUCUUCCAGAUCCCCUGGCGCCACGCCACCCGCCACCUGCCUACAGCUGAGGAGGAAAACACCAUCUUCAAGGCCUGGGCUCUCGAGACAGGGAAGUACCAGGAGGGGGUGGAUGAGCCUGACCCAGCCAAAUGGAAAGCCAACCUGCGGUGUGCCCUGAACAAGAGCCGUGAGUUCAAGCUGAAGUAUGACGGCACCAAGGAGACACCCGUACAGCCGUACAAGAUAUACGAGGUGUGCGACCAACCGAUUACAGGAGAUGGAGGUGAUGAAGAUGAUGAAGAUGAAGAAGUAAAGUUGAUAUUUCCUCUACUAGCAAUAGUUUUCAUCACUAAGCAAACUGAAACCACAUGUACAGUUCACUUUUUUUGUAAUUUUAUUACUGUGACUGAUUCAAUUAACUUAAUUACAUUUCUCUACUUUCAGCUUCCAAACAUUGUUGACCUAUCUAUUGACAAUCGGAUCACUGAGGCUCCCAGCUACUCAAAACUGCAUGCACUUAACAAUGAAGUACCUUUCAUCCGGUCCCCAGUGACUGAUGGCUACGUCUCGGCCCACCUCUCGAUGAUGCCGGUCCCUGGCCACCUCAAUGGAGGCAUCUCCAUGUCAGCCGUCGCACCAUCCGCCAUGGCCCUCCCGGAGUAUCCAUGCCACGUUCCGUUAGCAGCAGACCUGAGGCAAGGCGGCUUCACGCACAGUGGCAGAGGAGGCAGUGUUAUCGCUCAAGGACAAACGGACGCACCUGUGACUUCGCUCCCAGUACCCAUUGAGGACAGCCCCAUGCCGGAGGUGCCGCAGGGGCAGCCCUGCAUUUACGACCUGCUAAGCAGCCCCCACAUGCUGCCCCUGACUGACCUGGACAUCAAGUUUCAGUACCGAGGCAGGACGGCUGGCUCGCUGACCGUGAGCAAUCCCCAGGGCUGUCGGCUGUACUACGGAAACCUGGAGGCCACUCCGGAGCAGGUGGACCUAUUUGGGCCAGUGACUCUGCACCAGGUUCGGUUCCCCAGUGCUGCUGAGAUCCCUAAUGAGAAGCAGCGCUUCUACACGGAGCAUCUGUUAGACGUGAUGGACCGUGGCCUCAUCCUGGAGAUCCACGGGCAAGACAUCUAUGCCGUCCGCCUUUGCCAGUGCAAGGUGUUCUGGUCAGGGCCGGGAGUGCCGGAGCAAGCCAUGCCCAACCCCAUGGAAAGGGAGAAGAAGAUCCGGGUGUUCAGCCUCGACACGUUCCUCCAUGAGUUGAUCAUGUACCAAAAAAGCGAAACGCCAACCCCGCCUCCCUUUGAAAUCUACUUCUGUUUCGGAGAAGACUGGCCAGACAAGAAGCCCAAGGAGAAGAAGCUAAUAAUUGUCCAGGUGGUUCCGGUGGUGGCCCGGAUCCUGACGGAGAUGUUCUCGGGCGAGCUGUCCUGGUCGACGGACAGCAUCCGUCUACAGAUCUCCAACCCUGACCUCAAGGACCAGACAGUAGAGCGCUUCAAGGAGCUGCACAGAUUGCUGCAGAGUCAGCAUGUUCAGGCCCCAUGGAUUCCUCCCACCCAACAGAUUGGUCACUAAACCCUCUCUGCAACAUUCCCCACACCAGGACAGUCUCUCCUACUCUUCUUGCUGGAGAACAUCCAUACUGUUCCAUCUGCUGGCAGCUGGUCUAAACGCAGCUGUGGUUCGGCUGUGCAGGCCCUGGAUCAAGGCUGUUUACUAAAUGUACUUGCUAUUCUCUAUGAACUGUUUGAGUGUACAGCUUCAUGUUUGAAUUUAAUAAUGGAAGGAAAAAAAUAAAGUUUCUUUAAUAAAACUGAGAGGCACCGGA
This is a messenger RNA of Paramormyrops kingsleyae, 2220 nucleotides long. RefSeq names its product interferon regulatory factor 5 (gene irf5). Gene Ontology annotation, cellular component: nucleus. Lineage: Eukaryota; Metazoa; Chordata; Actinopteri; Osteoglossiformes; Mormyridae. Gene Ontology annotation, biological process: regulation of transcription by RNA polymerase II; immune system process. The record is from RefSeq and is a predicted model, not a curated record. Gene Ontology annotation, molecular function: DNA-binding transcription factor activity, RNA polymerase II-specific; protein binding; RNA polymerase II cis-regulatory region sequence-specific DNA binding.